AUGAGGAGCAGCCAGCAGAUGAACACAGAAGUGCAGGUGAAAACUGAGCCAUUGGACAUUCCAGAGGACAGUGGUCAGCCGAGUGUGGCCAAACGGGAUGAAGAAGGGGGAAUCGAAGAAACAGGGGUAAAUGAUGGCCUCCCCCAUCAAGAGGCCAUGGCUAGAGUCAGCAACACCAUUGCAGAACUCAUCGAAGCAGACCCGUUGCUGAAGGAUCUGCCAGCUGGGGUGACAUUAGAAGAGGUUACGGCCAUUGCAGUGGAGUACGGCCAGGCCAUGGUGGUGGAUGUGAUGCGGGCAGAUGGGGAAGUACUCAAGAUAGUGGUGGUGCAGGACGCCAGUGUCCUGGAUCUGAAACAUGCUAUCAGAAGACAUGUCGCUUUACGUCAGUCCAGAAGAGGAGGGACAACCCACAUCAGCUGGAGAUACAUCUGGAGGAGCUACUGGCUUUACUUUGAUGGGCAGAAACUCAGUGAUGACAGGAGGACUCUGAAGUCCUACGGAAUUCGAAAUCGCGAUGAGAUCAUGUUCCUCCAGAAACUCAGGAAAUCAUGAAGAUAAAGAUCUAAUGCAUGCUGGAUUUAGAACAAGAAGAAACAAUCAAUGCGAUUGUGGAAAAGCGAAUCAUCCUGGUGGUUCUUGAAAAUGUGACUCAUCCUGGUGGCUCUGGAAAUGACAAUCAUCUUGGUGGA
Haliotis rubra (blacklip abalone) is the source of this 692-nucleotide messenger RNA. RefSeq names its product U11/U12 small nuclear ribonucleoprotein 25 kDa protein-like. Gene Ontology annotation, molecular function: protein binding. Gene Ontology annotation, cellular component: U12-type spliceosomal complex. NCBI's taxonomy places the organism in Eukaryota, Metazoa, Mollusca, Gastropoda, Lepetellida, Haliotidae. The record is from RefSeq and is a predicted model, not a curated record. Gene Ontology annotation, biological process: mRNA splicing, via spliceosome.